Molecule: messenger RNA, 2220 nt
Organism: Chanos chanos (milkfish)
Lineage: Eukaryota; Metazoa; Chordata; Actinopteri; Gonorynchiformes; Chanidae
Gene: ext1b
Product: exostosin glycosyltransferase 1b
Cellular component (GO): membrane
Molecular function (GO): glycosyltransferase activity
Source: RefSeq, a predicted model, not a curated record
AUGCAGGCCAAAAAGCGAUAUUUAAUCUCGCUGUUGACUGGCGCGUUUCUAGUUCUUCUGUUCUACUUUGGGGGUGUCCAAGUUCCAGCCACAGGCAGGGACCGGCUUGACCGCAGCCGCAAUGGAUAUCGCCCCGAUCAGUCAUGGCCACACUUUUCGGACCCUUUACAGCCAUUUAAUCCGCUGGAUCAAACGGACACAGAGGAAUACAAUAAUCAUAUAUCACCGAGGCAAAAGAGGGACGUCAAUACAAGCGUAUACAAGGGCAAGCGGUGUCGCAUGGAAUCAUGCUUUGAUUUCUCCUUAUGUAGAAAAAACGGUUUUAAAGUUUAUGUAUACCCUCAACAAAAAGGGGAGAAAAUUUCAGAAAGUUAUCAGAACAUUUUGUCAACUAUCGAGGGUUCCAGGUUUUACACCUCCGACCCUGGACAAGCAUGUCUGUUCGUAUUGAGCUUGGAUACUCUCGAUCGCGACCAGCUGUCGCCACAGUAUGUUCAUUUAAAAUCUAAGGUCCAGAACCUGCCGCUCUGGAACAAUGGUAGAAAUCACCUUAUAUUUAACUUAUACUCAGGCACGUGGCCGGACUACACGGAAGACUUAGGGUUUGACAUUGGCCAGGCCAUGUUGGCCAAGGCGAGCAUCAGCACGGAGAACUUCAGACCCAACUUCGACGUGUCUAUUCCGCUGUUCUCCAAGGACCACCCGAGGACCGGUGGCGAACGGGGAUACUUGAAGUACAACACCAUUCCACCAUUUCGGAAAUAUAUGUUAGUAUUUAAGGGGAAACGCUAUCUCACUGGGAUUGGGUCGGACACGAGGAAUGCCUUAUACCAUAUCCACAAUGCGGAGGAUGUGGUUCUUCUCACUACCUGCAAACACGGGAAGGAUUGGCAGAAACACAAGGACGCACGCUGCGACAGGGACAACGCCGAGUAUGACAAAUAUGACUACCGUGAAAUGCUGCACAACUCCACCUUCUGUCUGGUGCCUCGAGGGCGGCGUUUGGGCUCCUUUCGCUUCCUGGAAGCUCUGCAGGCGGCCUGCGUGCCUGUAAUGCUAAGUAACGGUUGGGAGCUGCCUUUCUCGGAGGUGAUUAAUUGGAACACAGCUGCUGUGAUAGGGGAUGAGAGGUUGCUGCUACAGAUCCCAUCCACCAUCCGCUCCAUUCAUCAGGAUAAGAUCCUGGCUCUGCGCCAGCAGACGCAGUUCCUGUGGGAGGCCUACUUCUCUUCAGUGGAGAGGAUUGUUCUUACUACUCUAGAGAUCAUUCAAGACCGUGUGCUCCAGCACACAUCCAGGAGCAGUUACAUGUGGAACAACCACCCUGGGGGGCUCUUCACCCUGCCGCAGUACUCCUCCUACCUGGGCGACUUUCCCUUCUACUACGCUGCACUGGGGAUCAAGCCGUCCCCCAAGUUCACGGCCGUCAUCCACGCCGUCACCCCUCUGGUUUCCCAAUCCCAGCCUAUCCUGAAGCUCCUGACGGCAGUGGCCAAGUCCCAGUACUGCGCUCAGAUUAUUGUGCUGUGGAAUUGUGACAAACCUUUACCUGCCAAACAUCGAUGGCCAGCAACCACCGUACCAGUUGUCGUCAUCGAAGGAGAGAAUAAGGUGAUGAGCAGUAGGUUCCAGCCCUAUGACAGUAUAGUCACUGAUGCUGUGUUGAGUCUGGACGAGGACACGGUGCUCUCCACUACUGAGGUGGAUUUUGCCUUCACUGUUUGGCAGAGUUUCCCAGAGAGAAUCGUGGGAUAUCCAGCUCGCAGUCAUUUCUGGGACAGUAAUAAGGAGCGCUGGGGCUACACUUCCAAAUGGACCAACGAUUACUCCAUGGUUCUGACAGGGGCAGCCUUCUACCACAGGUAUUACCACAGUCUGUACACCAGUUUCGUGCCAAGCAGUCUGAAGAACAUGGUGGACCAGCUGGCCAACUGUGAGGACAUCCUCAUGAACUUCUUAGUGUCUGCAGUCACCAAACUGCCCCCCAUCAAGGUCACCCAGAAGAAACAGUAUAAGGAGACCAUGAUGGGACAGUCAUCCAGAGCGUCGCGUUGGGCCGACCCGGACCACUUCGCCCAGCGCCAAACCUGCAUGAACAAAUUCGCCAGCUGGUUUGGCGGAUUGCCCCUGGUCCAUUCCCAAAUGAGACUGGACCCAGUUCUGUUCAAGGACCAGGUCUCCAUCUUACGCAAGAAAUACAGGGAGAUCGAGCGUCUCUGA